This is a messenger RNA of Drosophila mojavensis, 2185 nucleotides long. Its product is annotated as probable basic-leucine zipper transcription factor N. The transcript has 3 exons. Bases 1 to 1992 code for a protein of 663 amino acids. The record is from RefSeq and is a predicted model, not a curated record. Lineage: Eukaryota; Metazoa; Arthropoda; Insecta; Diptera; Drosophilidae.
AUGAACUCUAAGAGCCCGACAGAGAUGAGCGCGCGCAAGCGCCGCAACCAUGCUGUGGUCUAUGCACAGCAGCAGCAGCAGCAGCAACAGCAGCAACAGCAGCAGCCGUCACCGCAACAACAACAGCAACAGCAGCAGCAAUCGCCGCAGCAGCAGCGCCGCAAAGCUGCUGGACAACAGGAGCGUCCAGCUGGCAGUCAGCUGAGCAGCCGCAGCAAGGCGCCGGCUGCUGCCUCCAAGCAAAGCUCAGCUCCGAGCAAGAACUGGAUAAAUAGCACGAGCAUUGCCGUUGUGCCGCCAAGUCGCCAGACCAACAACAACAACAACAACAACAACAAGAGCAAUGGCAGAGCCAAGAAGCACACUCGCUGCACAUCCGCCAGGGAGAUGCAGCGGGAUGUGCAGCGGCCGCCAGUGACGCCGCCGCCAGCGACGUCGCGUGUGGCAUUUGGACGCAGCUGUCCCGGGGCGACGUCGACGAUAACCAUGACGCAGACGACAAUGACAACACUGACGCGUCGCGGCGGCGGCGGCGGCGGCAACUCUGGAGGCAGCGGCAACCAGAGAUGCCGCCAGGACACGCCCAGGCCGCGGCCGAUGCAGGCGGCGCACGAUCAGCUGGAGCUGCUGCUGACGCGCAUCGAGCAGGACACGGUGGCGCCGCCGCCACGACGACGCAAGCCAGCGCCGGCUAGGACCGUGCGCCGUCAAAUGGAGCAUCCGCCGCCGGUGCCUACAGUGACGCCGCUCGGCAGCGCCCGGGGCCAGGAUCUGAGCCGAACGCCGCGACCCAGCGAAUACGUUGCCCCUAACAGCACCGCCCACCUGAACGCGACCGGCGGCCAUGCUGUAGUGCCGGAUGACGUCGUCCCGCUCACCCAGAAUCCCCAAAUGCUGGCACCCGGGAAGCGGCAGGCCCUGCUCGAUCUGCUGUCGCGCAGCGAGCCCCAGGACCAGGAGAUCGUCAAUGCCUUGCGCAGCGAGAUCAGCAUUGCCGGCGAUCCCUCCACAGACGCCAUGCGUCUCACCCUCCAGAUGCUACCGCUGGCCUUGACACCGGGAAAUUCGCCGUACUGCGAGCGCUUCUGGGAGGGACAUCGCUAUCUGAAGGAGCGCCAGCGACUGCAUCAGCAGCUGCAGCCGGACGACUUGCGCUACAAGGAGGUCAAGAUACUGCGCUCGCCCAACGGCAAGUUCUUCCUGUCCAAGACGCUCGAGGAGGAGCUCAAGGAUGAGAAGCAUGUGCUGGACUUCAUCGAUUCGGAGCUGCAGCGUGGCGACAUUCCCGAAAUGAUGCCCGAGCCGAACGAGCGCCAGCGUCAGGCUCUGGACGAGCGUGCCGAGCUCGACCGGCAGAAGCAGCAGGUCAGCGAGUGGCGUGCCCAGCAGCGCAUAGCCGAGCAUAAGCGCGCAGAGCAGCAGGUGACCAAGCGCAUGCUGAAGAAGGCCAAGCAAAUCAAGCAUCAAACUCAAGAUGACACCAUGUGGACACCCAAGCGGCAGCACCGACAACAGCACCCGCAGCCAGUGCACUUGAACGCCGACAUGGAGCUGGACCUGGACUUGGAACUGGCCGAGCUGCCUCAGAGGAGCGAAGAGGAGACCCUAGUCGCCAGCCAAGAAACAGACUACAGCUCAGACCACAUCCUGGAUGAAGGCCAGGAAUUUAUCUUACAGCUCAACAGCGACUUUGAGGAGGACACUGAUGCUACGCCACGUCCCUCUGGCACCGAGGGGACCAUCCAGGAACUGGACAAUGACUUGGCCGACACACGGGAGCAGCGUCGCCAGUUCCAAAACCAAUGCCAGAACAGCAGCUUCUACGGCAAUGCCAAUUGCCUGACUCCCUGGACAUUGUACUCCAACAUUAGCAGCAAUCUGGUUGAGGAAAUGACUCGAAAUAUUGACGCCGAGCUGCAUCGCAGCAUCGCCGGCUUCAUCAAGGACUUCGUGGAUAAGGAGACGCGCACAACCAACAAUCAGACCAAUUAAUGGUCUCAGCUUCCGGCUUAACUUUAAUUCAGCUGCCGAUGGAUCAGUUAACACAACUUCGUAAUCGAGCAGCCAUCAAAUUGUACGUGCAUCAAAUGUACAUGACUAUGUACAUCUAUAUAUAUAUAUAUAUCAUCAUUUCAGUUUGUGCCUCAUCUCAAAUAAAGCAACUGCAAAAAUCAUAAAACCUAAA